Solanum dulcamara is the source of this 7432-nucleotide messenger RNA. RefSeq lists its product as uncharacterized. Gene Ontology annotation, molecular function: protein dimerization activity. NCBI's taxonomy places the organism in Eukaryota, Viridiplantae, Streptophyta, Magnoliopsida, Solanales, Solanaceae. The record is from RefSeq and is a predicted model, not a curated record. Bases 5772 to 6893 code for a protein of 373 amino acids. The transcript is spliced from 3 exons.
GACCAUGAAAAUUCCAAAUUCUAAAAUUGUAUUUCAAAUUUGAAAAACAACUUAUAACUUAUUUUGUUACUCAUUUUCCAUUUUUUUUGAUGACCAUGGUGUCUGGGAUAGUUUUCGCGAACCUCGACUAAUUCCACAGGAUACCUGCCACCUCCUACUAGCAACAGGUACCAGGUAACUCUGUCCACCAAGACUAAGACAGAUAGGAACAGUCGCCUAGUGUUUUUUUGUCUCCGCUGAGUUUUGAACCUGAGACCUCAGGGUUAUCAACCACUUCAUUGACCACUAGGUCACACCCUUGGGUGCACUCAUUUUUCACUUUUGAAGUUGUAUUCAAGUACAUUCAAGCAUGAACAUCACUCCAAAUAUUCUGUGCAAAAAGUAUAAUCAAACACAACUCCAUCUUCAACUCCAACUCUAUAAAUUCCAAAAAAAGUGAAAAAUAUUUGGAAUUUAUGGCCAAAUCCCUACCCAGUUAAUUGCUAACUAGUGGUUAUAUAAAGAUUAAUGGGUGAAAUCAAUGGGAUUUUAAUAUCCCCCCUCCCCUCUCACCCCGGUGUUUUGUCUUGCUGUCUUGAUCAUGAAUAUGUAGUAUAUGUUUUCCUGUUAAAAGUUUGGGGAGGCGAGUAAUGCUUGCAUUUGGAGUGCUAGACCUUGUACAAUGGGUAUUUCCAACUAGAAGUUACCUUAGGGUUUGUUUGGUAGCUGGAUAAUAAACAAGUUAUCCAUGUAUUAAUUUCCAUGUAACUUAUACGAUGUUUGGUAGUUAAAUAGGAAAUAAAUUAUUCAUGUAUAAAAUUAAUACGACAUUUGGUUGACAAUUGAGAAACCACAUAAUUAAUACAUGUAUAAGUUUGAGGGAAUCUAUGAGUUAUUUUAUGCAGGAUAGAAAGGUAGAAUAACUAAUACAUGAAUAACUAAUUCCUACAUAACUAAUAAAAAGGGCAGCCCGGUGCACUUACAUAACUAAUAUCUGCAUAAAAUAAUACAUAGAUUCUGGGGGGCUGACAUUUAUAUUUUAGUUGAAACAAAAUUAGAAGGGGCUUUUGAUGGAGUAGUUCAAAGUAUAUGGAGUAAUAGAUGGGUGGGAGAGUUUCACAAAGAGGCAAUAAGAAGCAGUGGGGGUAUUGCAAUCCUUUGGGAUAAAAGGAUGUGGACAGGAGCAUUUUUGGAGACUUUUAAUCAGAGUAUUACGGGGAAAUUCACUGGAGUAAAUGAGGAAUUCAGCUGGUACAUUACUGCAGUCUAUGCAGAUUGUAACAGAGAGAUCAGGAAGACCUUAUGGGAGGAACUGCUAACAAUUAGAAGCAGAUAUACAGUGCCAUGGAUAGUAUGUGGAGACUUCAAUGUCACCGGAUACCCCUCAGAAAAUACAAACUGUCAGAGAUUAGAUGGAGCUAUGACAAAAUUUUCUUUAUGUAUUGGAGCUGGUUGAUCCUCCUUUAUUUGGAGGAUCAUACACUUGGUGGAGAGGGGAAAACCACGAAACGGCCUCAAGAAUUGACAAAUUUUUACACUCUGCACAAUGGGGAGAGAAAUUUUCUCAGAUAAAACAGGAUGUCCUACCAAAGCUAACAUCAGAUCACAACCCUGUUGCUCUGACAUGUGGAGAAUGGAACCAGAAGAAAUCUUACUUCAAAUUUGAAUCAUGGUGGCUGGAAGUGGAGGGUUUCAAGGACAAAGUAAAGGAGUAGUGGAUUUCAUUCAAUGUGGAAGGCUGACCAAGCUUUAUAUUGGCUGAAAAAAUGAAAUUAUUAAAGACAAAACUGAAGGAAUGGUGUAGGGACAACAAAAGUAACUGAAAACAGAGAAAGGAAUAUAUUUUGAAUCAGAUAGCAAGCUGGGAGACCAUACAGGGAACACAGGGUGAUCAUUGAUGAUGAAGUAUUGCAAAAGACAAACCUAGCUAUGAAAUUUGAAGAGAUAGCUAACAAUGAGGAGAUAGCUUGGAAACAAAGGUCCAGGAUACAAUGGUUGAAACAACGUGGCAAAAAUACUAAGUUCUUCCAUAGAAUUGCCACUUCGCGUAGAAGAAUCAAUUCCAUGGAACAACUUGCGGUGGAGGGAAGCAUGGUGAAGGAUCAGGUUUUGAUCAAAGAGUCAGUUCAAAUUUUUUAUAUGAAUCUAUACAUAGAACCUGAAGAAUGGAGGCCUGAUCUAAACAUUCAGAAUGUUUCUGUGAUAUCUGAGGAAGAACAUACCUGGUUACAAAGACCUUUGAAGAGGAAGAAAUUUGAAAAGUAUAAGGAUGUAUGCUAAGGAGAAGACACCUGGCCCAGAUGGAUUCCCUAUGAUUUUCGUUCAGACUUUCUGGGAUGUAUUGAAGGGAAACCUAAUCAACACUAUGGCUCACUUCCACUCCAAUCAGGCUUUUGAAAAGAGUUUCAAUGCAACAUUCAUUGCUUUGAUCCCCAAAAAAGUUGGAGCCUCAGAGUUGUAGGACUAUAGACCAAUCAGUUUGAUAGGAGGAGUAUACAAAAGCAUAGCCAAGUUAUUGGCAGAGAGACUGAAAAAUUUUGUAAGCAAACUGGUUAACAAGAAUCAGAUGACUUUCAUUAAAGGGAGACAGAUCAUGGAUGCUGCAUUAAUAGCUGGUGAAUGCAUAGACUCAACAUUGAAAGGUGGAGAUGCAGGUGUUUUAUGGAAGUUGGACAUCCAGAAAGCUUAUGGCCAUGUAAAUUGGUCCCAUCUGUUGAACACGCUGAAACAAAUGAGAUUUGGCAACAAGUGGCUGAAAUGGAUACAAGUAUGCAUCAAGACAGUUAGAUUUUUAGUCCUUGUAAAUGGAGAACCAAUUGGCUUCUUCUCCUCAGAAAGAGGAUUGAGACAGGGGGACCCCUUAUCUCCUUUCCUCCUUAUUUAACAAUGGAAGGUUUUGAUAGUAUGAUGAGAAUAGCAACACAAUACAAAUGGAUAAGAGGCUUCAAUAUAGGGGACAAAUCAGGAAGGGGAAAAGAAAUUAAUCACUUAUUAGAUGCAGAUGAUACCAUUAUCAUGUGCGAACCAAAAGAUGAACAAUUGAAUUUUAUCAGAUUGAUUUUGAAUCUCUUUGAAGCAGUGUCAGGCCUAACGGUUAAUUGGGGGAAGAGUAGCUUGAUUCCUGUUAAAGAUGUACCCCAAAUUCAAGGUUUGGCAAACAUUUUAGGGUGUAAAAUUGAAGGAUUGCCAACCAUUUAUUUGGGUAUGCCUUUAGGGAGCAAACACAAAGCACUGGAGAUUUGGGAUGGGAUUCUGGAAAAGAUAGAAAGGAAGUUGGCAAUGUGGAAUCACAAUACCUCUCAUUGGGAGGUAGAGUGAUUUUGAUUAAUUCUGUACUGGACGCCCUCCCCACUUAUGUUAUGUCCUUAUUCCCAAUUCCUUCAAAAUUUAUCAAGAAACUGGACAUGCUUAGAAGGGACACUCUAUGGCAAGGAGGGAAAGAAGGCAAGGGUUACUAUCUGGUGAAGUGGAAUACUGUAAUGUGGGGCAAGGAAAGAGGAGGCCUGGGUAUCAGAAAUCUAAAAGUUCAAAAUAAAAGUCUUUUAAUGAAAUGGUUGUGGAGAUAUAUAAUUGAGGAUAACACUCUUUGGAACGAGGUGAUAACAACAAAUUAUGGAGAACUGAAUUCAAGGUGUGCAGAGGCAGUUACAAUACCAUAUGGAUGGGGAGUAUGGAGAACAAUCAGAACAUUAUGGAAGAAAAUCUGAUUCUCAAAGUGGGAAGUGGCAACAGUUUCAAAUUUCGGAGAGAUGGUUGGAUUGAUCAGACCCUUUGAGUGAAUCGUUUCCAUACCUCUUCUCCAUUUGCACCAAUCCUGAUGCCAAGGUAGGUGAUUGCUGGUCUAAACAAGGAUGAAACUUAUCCUUCAGAAGACUUUUGAAUGAUUGGGAAAUAGGGAGAGUGGCCUCAUUAGCGGAAAAAUUGGGGGGGGGGGGGUACUAGCCUUGACACAAAUGCAACAGACAGGGUUAUCUGGUGACACAAUAAGGAGGGCAAGUUCACAGAUAACAGUGCCCGUAACAUAGGGAGACAUGGGGAUUUGGAAGUGCUCAAUAUCAAUGGAAGAAUAUUUGGAGAGGUUUAAUUUCCAUAAAAGUGCAAUGUUUCACCUGGUAAGUAAUCAAAAAAGCAUGCCUAACCCAAAAAGUCCUUCAGAAGAAAGGAAGGACACUGGUACCAAGAUGUUUUCUAUGUAAUCUAACUGGAGAAACAAACAGUCACCUAUUCCUACAAUGUAAGUUCACAACACAACUCUGGGAGCUUUUUCUCAACAUCAACGGUCAAAGCUGGACCAUGCCAGAGCACACAACUAAUCUAUUCAGUUGUUGUGGCAGAAGAGGGGGAAGCAAGACUCAAAAGAGAUGGUGGAAGUUGAUACCAUCAUGUAUAUGGUGGCCUAUGUGGAGAGACAGGAAUGGACAGUGUUGUGAAAAAGCGCCGAAGCGCUCGCUUUAAGCGUGAAGCGAAGCGAGGCGAGGCGAGGUACUAGCGCUUCACUACCGUGAAGUGAAGCGAUUUCAAAAAAGUGUGCGCUUCAUGGGAGAAGCGAGAAGCAAGAAAAAAGUUCGCUUAAAAAAUCUGUAAAACUUACAAUUAAUUGUUCCAAACUGCUGCGACUUCUUCGAGACUUCUACAUUUCAACUUCUUUAACCAGGUUAGUUUUUCUUCUUCUUUUCUUCUCUUUCUCUUUCUAUUUUUAUUUCUAUUCAGCAGUUCUGCCUUCUGCGCAGUUUUGUUUCUGCGCAGCUGCUGUGAAGAUAAAGAAUUAUUUUUUUCAAGUUUUUGUUUCUCUUCUGCGCGACUCUGUUAUGCUUUGGCCAUUAUUUUUUUUUGAUUUGGGUUCUCACUUCUUAGUAUCUGGGACCUCUGUUUUGUUAACUUGAGCAUAUGCUCUGUUUUUUUUUCACAUAGUCUGGCUACUUUAUUAUUUUUUUAAAUUUUGCUGCAGCUGCUCUAUUAAUUUUGCUGCCAACUGGUCUAUUAAUUUUGCUGCCAUCUAUAAACUGCUCUAUUAUUGUUUUGACAAUUUGACUUGUGUGACUGAAUUAUUAUUCUAUUUUUUCUUUGUAGUAAGUUGUAUUUUCUUAAUGACACAAAAAAGGGAUCCAGCUUGGGCAUAUGGAAUUUACAUGGGAAGUAACACAAAAAUCAAAUGUGUUUUUUGUGAUAUGACAUAUAAUGACAGAAUAUUUCGUCACAAGAAGCAUCUUAUUGGUGGUUAUAAAGAUGUUAAAGUGUGUCCAAAGUCCCGAAUAGUGUGAAGGAAGAAAUAAAAGAGUAUUUUACGAAAAAAAUGAAUUUAAAACUCAAAUGAAUCCUGAAGCAUCCAUGGUUAAUCUUGUUGAUGAUGAUGAAAUGGAUGAUGAAGUUGAAGUGAAUAUGCCAAUGGGGCCUCCUUCAAAAAAGAAACCUUCAACUAGUGAAAGUGGGUCAUCCACCACUAGCAAUGUCAAAGGUCCUCUUAAUCUCUAUUUCUCGCAAAAACCAAAUGAAAAGAGAAAAGGUGGACCUAUUGAUCUAGAGGCUUCUAGCAAGAUUUUACGGGAUCGUGCUGUAUCUACUUUUGCUAGGUGGAUGUAUGAUGCAGGGUUGCCUUUCAAUUGUGUUAACUACACCGAAAGUUUUGGUGAAUUCAUUGAGGUAGUAGGCCAAUAUGGCCCUGGAAUGAAGCCCCCCACCUAUCAUGAGGUAAGAGUUCCUUGUUUAAAAAAAGAGGUGGAAAAGACAAACAAAAUUGUAGAAGAUCAUAAGGUUCAAUGGAAAACGUAUGGUUGUUCCAUUAUGAUGGAUAAAUGGAUAGCAAGGAAUGGGAUAAUGAUCAUCAAUGUGUUGGUGAAUUCUCCACGGAAUGGAAUGAGAGUGUCUAUGCAAAGGAAACUCUUGGGAAAGAUAUUGCGAGACACAUCAUUGGUGUUUGGAAUGACACUGUUCAAGCACUUAAAGUUGGUGGUCCUUUAGUUAAUGUACUUCGUAUGGUGGAUGGGGAGAAAAAACCACCAAUGGGCUACAUUUAUAAAGCCAUGGAUAGGGCCAAAGAAAGUAUUGAAAAGGCAUUCAAUUAUGAUGAUAGGAAAUAUAUGAAUGUUUUCAAAAUCAUUGAUGCAAGGUGGACGGAUCAACUUCAUCAACCUUUACAUGCAGCUGGACAUAUUUUGAACCCGGGGCUCUAUUAUAAAAAUAAUGAGAUGAAGACUUUAACUGAAGAAGUGUGGUUAGGAUAUCAUGCAUGUGUUGAGAGGAUGAUCCUAGAUAAAACUUUGCAAGACAAAAUAGGGGAUGAGCUUGGUGUGUACAUGAAAGCGGAUGGGCUACUUGGAGUUGAGUCGGCCAUUAGAGCUAGAACCUUAAGGUCACCAGUUGAAUGGUGGAUGCAAUAUGGUCAUAAUGUCCCAAACUUGCAACAAUUUGCUAUUAGAGUGCGAAGUUUAACUUGUAGCUCAUCCGGUUGCGAGAGAAAUUGGAGCGUGUAUGAACAUAUUCAUACUAAAAAGAGAAACAUGCUUGAGUUAAAACGCCUGAAUGAUCUAGUGUUCAUCAAAUAUAAUAGAACAUUGGUGUGUCGCUACAAUGCUCGCAAUACCAUUGAUCCAAUUUUGUUGGAUAAUAUUGAUAAUGCAAAUGAAUGGUUAACUGGAGCACCCAAAAAUCAUGAAGAUGAAGAAGUAUACGAAGGAGAAGGUCUCACUUAUGGUGAUGUUGCUACGGCUAGUGGUGUGGAGGAGAAUAUUUAUGGUUUUAGGGGGAGUACUUUAAGGGGCAAGGAAAAAAGAGUAGCUAUAGGUUCAAGUUCAUGUUCAAAUAGAAGUAGAACUCUUGUUGAUGAGUCCUCCGAUAAGGAAGAAGAUGAGGACCAAGUAGAAGUAGAACCCUUGUUGAUGGCACUUCAAGAGUUUGAGGAUCUUGUGGAAGAAUAGGAUUUUGCUCUCUUUGUGAUUUGGUUAUGCAUUUGCUUUAUAUGUUGUUACUUAUGAGGAUUAUUGACUAUCUAGUUACUUUUUAAUCUAAGUCUUUUGAGUUCUUGAUUAUUUAUCUAUGCAUAUUUUAUAUUUUAUAUGUUUAUACUAAAUAGCGCUUUUUCUAAAAAAAGCAUGCGCUUCGCUUCACGCUUCUGUGAAGCGAGCCCCGGUCGCUUUUUUCCGCUUCUCGCUUCUCAAAACACUGGGAAUGGAAGAUGUUAUGAAGAUAGAUCCAAUUCCAUUCACAAAGUAAAAUGGAAUUGUUUAGUAUCUUUACUUUUUUGGUGUAAACAAUUAUGUAUAGAGGAUAUAGAUCAAAUUGUAGAGUUGAUAGGAAAUUUGUAAUUUUUGUGAUGAAUUUUGAAGGUGGCCAGCAUAUCCUAAUGUUGAGGAAUACAAACAUAACAAUUCUCAAAAAAAUAAUACAUAGAUUCACUCAUAACUAAUCCCUAUAUUACUAAUACCUGCAUAACUCUAACCAGCUACCAAAUGACCCC